GUCGUUGAGAUUCUUGAGAACGUUCAAAUGGUCAAUCUUCGAACUUGAACAUUUUAAAUAUCAACGUUCAACGUUAACAGUCAUCGAAUCAAUGUACGAUGUUCAACAUUCCCGUUCAAUGCUUUGCGUGCGGAGGUGAAAUCGGUUCGUGACGAUUUGUGUCGGUGAUUGAAUUACUCAAGUUGUAUGUCAUCGUCAAGGGGCUAGCUCAUCAUGCCAAUAAUCACUCAGUAACUUACACCCUUCUAUAUUGUUCGGUACAAUGUCUCUUGACGUGGCCACGGGUCAGAAACCCGUGCACAUGCUCUCAAGACUGUCAAUUAAUCGUGGCAUAGAUGUUUUCAUCUGGUGGCCGUACCGUCGCGCCAGUAUUGCGAUGGGCUUUAAUUCGCAUCGUACGGGGCCUAUCACGCCUUCGCGAGUAUGCCGAUGGAUGCAUAUAUUAGACCCACUGUACCACGACGGGCGUGCAGUUCUGCGACCCGUCCAAAUUCAGAAAUGCGGCGUAUUACUCUAUGACGCUCAAGUAUCCGGUCCAGUCCUGAACGAAGACGCUUAUUUGAUGCCUGGUGACUACGGUUAUUUUCCUGCGGAAUCCAAAGAGGGACUCAAUUGGCGCGUACAACCAUUUCGAUCCCUUCCGUCGGUUACGACCAUCGAAAGAGAACGGGAACUUGCAAUUAGGCUCCCAAAGUUGUUUGCUAGGCAACCGCACAUUUUGGAAGUUCCUGCGGAAUUUCAGGAAGUUGUUCAGCGGCGGGACUCUGGUCGAUGUUUUGUCUCUGGGACUUCGCCUGAAGAGGGUGCAGAACUUGAAGUAACAUGGAUAUUUCCCCCUGCGUCCGUCAGCAAGUUCGAUUGGCCACGUCCUGGGCAUCCUAAUGCCGUAGUGGCGGAUAACACUGCGGCAAUGCGUAAAGACAUUUUACCAUCAUUUCGAAGAAAUGUCUUUGGGGUUGAUGUGGAUGACAACCGUCGCAUCGUUACAUUUUAUGACACGGGUUCCACCCAACUCCCAACCCACCUUCCGACGUCUAUCCCAGGACCCAGUGAUCAAUACCUCAGAAUGCAUCUCCGCUGGUGUCUCGUGGCGUUUACUACGGACCUCGACAUCAUGGAGGAAAUUGACUGGCGUGACAUAGUUAGGCUGGAGGAAGAACUGGGACUAACGGGCGAAGAUGCGGAUUGCGGAGUUGUGCCAGCGGACGAUGAGAGGUGGCAGACGCCUCUUGGACGGGAGAUUUGGGAAGAUGUUAUUAGAAGGGGGUUGUGGGACACGAUGCAAAAGCAAAAGACUGAGGAGGAAGAGGACGAGGAACCCGUAUCCGUCAUAGAUGUCAGUGCGGAUGGAUGGCCAGCUGAUCCUUACCGUCUGACAAGGUGAAGCUUCCCGAGCGUUUUCCAGCCACUUACAUGACGAUCAUCGGUGCCUUCAACCCGCUACUAGUAGUCGUCAAAGAUUGCUAUCCCGUUACUGUUGCGAAUGUCAUGGGGUAUAUUUUAUCUCGGACAACUAAAUGCUUUUGGCCCAACCUUCGCCUCCCCCAUGUUCCUCUACCUUUGCCUCUAUGCACAAACUCAUGUGAAUUAGGCGAACUUACAGGAUGCUUGUGCUGAUAUUGUAUCGUAUCGAAUCUCAGGAUGUAGUUGAAGAGUUUGUAUGACCAUUUCGAUACUUUCCAUUGGUUAUGACCAUCGAAAAAGAACAGGAACUUGCCCACCCUCCGUUGUGAACCUGCUUUCCUCAACCCUAUAGUUUCAUCGUUGACGUGGAAUACCGUUCAGCAGCGCGAUUUGGGUCGUUUUUUUUUCUCAGCGGACUUCUUCAGGAGAACGCAUAAACCGCAAUAACUUAGAUAUUUCCCC
Somion occarium is the source of this 1866-nucleotide messenger RNA. The record is from the annotation of a GenBank genome assembly. NCBI's taxonomy places the organism in Eukaryota, Fungi, Basidiomycota, Agaricomycetes, Polyporales, Cerrenaceae.